AUGAAUUGGUAACACCCAUUCGUUGAUGUCUUCAAGCAGUUCGGUGUAUUUGAGAUAGCACACACUUAAUCUAAGGGAUAGGUUUCAGUGGUUUAAGAUAAUUCAAUUGGCAGAAAGAUAAUUAGAUUGUUAGGAGCAAUAUCAGCAAACAAUAUGGUAUAGAUUCCAGAUCCUUGUUAAGGAAUCAAACAACUCGGAUUAACUGGUCGAUAUAUUUACAUUGAAUUCAUCCCAAUCAAGGGUAGAUAUUUUACUAUUCAUUUUGAUUUGCAAAUUAAAGACAGAGAUCCUUUGAUCAAACUAACAGUCUCUAACAUGUAUGAUGUUCACAAAGUUCAACAAUCACAACUAUUGAUUCCAUACCCUAAAAAUGCCCCCAACAAAUGGACCAUCCUAAUUUUGGAUGUUGAAUACUUCUUGGGUAGUUUUGGAUUGCUACCGAGCAGUUUGUAUAAGUCCUUUAAAGGAAUUCACUCAUUAAAGUCAUUUCAAAUUUGCAGUUCCAUGAACAUCAGAGGCAUAUACACAAGUGAUAAUCUCUAUGAUUGGGAUACUAUGCCCAAAUAGAUGCUCUUUAAAUUGGCCAAAGGAUAAAAAUGGACAGAGGAAUAUCAAAUUGCUUAUUGGCCUGCUUUAGAUGUCCAACCUCACGUCUUCAAAUAACCCUUAGUAGAAGUGACUACUGAUAUUCUGGAUAACCUCUAGAAAAUACAGGAAAAUAAGGAGAAGUACAAAUAGGAAACUCAAAAGUCUUUCAAGUAAGGUCAAAUUCAACACAAUACUUAAUAAAUUGAAGAGUUGGUGAAAAGGAGACCAGGAGAUUAGAAUAUAGCUUAGAGUAAGUCUGUAGAUGCACAAGAUCAUCCACUUUAGCCAUAUCCAAUUCAAUAAUUAGAGAGAAUAAUAGGAUUUACUGUCAAUUCGUGUCCUGAUAUUAAAUGGGGUAGACAAACUGAUACACAAAAAUAGAUUACAUAUGCAGCUGGAUAGUUGUUGAUUUAAAGCAAUAUCUAAGAUGGCAAGUAGAAGUUUUUUAUGGGGCAUUCUAAAGCAAUUUCAUGUUUGGAUGUCAGCAAAGAUGGAGAAUGGUUAGUGAGUGGACAGAGUGAAAAGAAUGCAAUCAUUAGAAUAUGGAAGAAUAAUUGCGAUUGUUUGAGUGCAUUUGCUACUCCAUAUUCAUAAUUGAAUUAUUUAUCUUUUAGUUAAGAUCGAAAAAUGUUAGUAACUGUUGGGCAAGAUGAGCAUAAUAGAGAAAUUAUAAUAGUUUGGGGUUUAGAGAAAAUAGAGAGUAAUAGAAAACCUAUUUUAUUUGCGAAAUAAACGAGUUCAUGUAAUAUAUUGGCAAUCAAAUUUUCGCCUGUUGAUAAUAAUAAAAUACUGUCUUGUGGACAUGAGAAUAUUAGAUUUUGGAGAAUCAAAGACGAACAUCUCCCUGGAGCAAGUGUUGUGUUAAAUCAUCAUGCGAGAAAUACUACAUUUACUAACUUUGAUUUUGAAUUCAAUUAUGAAGAUCAGAAUGUUAGUAAUAUUUAUUUUGGAUCCAAGAAUGGAUAUCUAUUUUAAGUUGCUUAUCAAUCUCAGAAAUUAAUGUAAGUGUAUAAAGUACAUAACGAUGCAGUCACAGCAGUAUGUUUAUCUGCUGGAUUCUGUAUUACUGGUAGUUUAGAUUAGUACCUUAGAGUUUGGCCCUUAGAUUUCAAUGAGUUUUACAUUGAAGCUAAACAUGAAGGCAUAAUUACUUCAUUGGACAUUUCAAUUGAUGGUCUACAAGUGGCAUGUGGAACUUCAACAGGAGGAUUGGGUAUUUUAGAUAUCAGCAGUCAUCAUUAUAAGACUGUUAUAAGAUCACACACAAAUGUGAUCAAUUAGAUUUAGGUGCAUCCAUACUCAAAGUUAUUAAUUACUUUAUCAGAGGAUUGCACAAUUAGGUUGUGGGACAUUGAGAAAUCUGAUUAAGUAUAUGAAUUCACAUUCCCAUAAGAUGAUAAGUGUGUUUGUUUGUCAUCAUCUCCAAUUGGAAUGUAUUUUGCAGCUGGAUUCAAGUCUGGAACACAUAGAAUAUUUGAUAUUGAGCAGACAUCAAUACUUUUUGAAGGAAAGUAUCAUGAUUUAGAGAUCAAAAGCAUUCAAUAUAGUCCUAAUGGCUAGUAAUUAGUGAUUGGAGAUGCUAAAUCAAUCUACAAAAUCUAUGAUGUGAGUAGAGAUUAUCAGCCUAUCAAGACCAUUCAACAUUCAAUAUAAUCUCAAAAUGUAUGUGGACAAUUUUCAAAGGAUUCUGCUAUUUUAUCAAUAAUUGAGAAUUCUACCAAUAUUGAAUUGUGGGAUACUUUAUCAUUAUAACAAAUUUUGAAGAUUUAGACAAGGUUCAAUUUGAAAAUAUUGAAGUGGGCAGAGAAUAAUGUAGAAUUACUGUGUGGAACUACAGAUGGUAGAAUUAUUAUAUAUGGAAUUGAAAGAGUUAAUGACACUAUCACAGCGUACUAUUUGAGAGAAUAGACAUUCAUGCAUAAGUAAUCAUUAAAUGACUUUGUUGUCUCUCCAAAUAUGAAAUAUCUAUUCUCUGUAGGUGCUGAAUAGUAUUUGAAGGUUUGGGAUUAUGAAUUUUAAAUUAAGGGACCAGGAUCUUGUUAGGUCUUCAUUGGUCAUUCCUCAUAAAUAAAUUCUAUCGAUUGUGCUGAUAAUGGCAGUACCAUCAUAACAGCAGGAGGAAAAGAAGGAAUAUUUGUUUGGAAGUUCCUUGGAUAUACAGGUAAGAAUGAAAGAUUGAUUAGAAUGGAAUAGGAGUAAUUAGUAUAAUAAUGUACUAAAAUUGAUAUGCAACCGGAUUAAUUUGAUUAAUAAGAGUAACAAGAUGAAUAAAAUGAAAAGUUAGAUGAUUAUUAUGAUCUCUAAGAAAACAAUGAGAAUGUUUAACCAAAUAAAGAUGCUCAUUUGCAUACAUUUUAAUAAAGUUAAUUAGUGGAAAUGUUUAGUUUAGUUAGACAAAUACCAUAGAAGGAGGAAUAAGAGGUAGAAUAAGGAUUGGCCAACAAAAAUGUCAACACACCAUUUAAGCCUGAUCACUUCAAACCAUCCAGAUUGUAAUAAGAAUUUAAGCCUAUCACUUUUGAAUUUGAAAGAUAAAUUUUAAAUAAAAGAAGAUCAAGAAGUCAAAUUAAAAAACAAUAAAAUAGAUAACAUUAAUCCACCUAAUUGCCUUUCAGACAAUACAUUUUACCACAAAAUAAAGGGCAAUCAUAACAACCUACUUUAUCUUGCAAGUACAUGGUUGGCUAUAAUACAAAAACACAUGAUAAUAUCAUAUGGUGUUAAUCCUAUGGUUGGUAUGCUUAUACAUCCCAAAAUUACAUAAUCUUUGAAAAAUUAUAAUAAGAUAGAUAACAAUAAAUUUUGAGUUUUAAUGCUACAGUGAGUGUCAUCUAUCUUGAUAAAACUGAGAAACACUUAAUUGUUGGUCUUGCACAAAAAGUAUAGGAUGCUGCUCCAAUAUAUGUAUAUGAAAUCUAAAAUAACGCUAGUCAAUUGGGAUUCAAAUAAAUUGCUUAAAUGAAUUUCCACACUCAAGGAGUUCAUCAAAUUCUGCUGACUGAAGAUGAAAAGUACCUCAUUUCUGUAGGUAAUGGAAAAGAGUGCACUGUUGUAAUUUGGGAUUUCUCAACCAAAAAAUUAAUCACUUCUUCAUAUACUUUGGAUAGAAUUAAUGAUAUCAAACUAUCAAAGUAUUCAUUUUCUAAAGAAAGAAUAAUCGAAUUUGCAACAGUUGGUAGAGAUCAAAUAUACUUAUGGGCUUUCACAAAGGAUCAUAAAUUGGAAUACUUCGAUGUUUUCAUUCCUAAGAAUGUCAAUACUAAUGAACUUGAAGAGAUAACUGCUUUUGAUUAUAUAGUUUACGAGGGUCAUAGAAACAAAUAAACAUCGUAAUCAUUAAAUCUAUCUGAGAGAGUAUCUUUUGAUAAUAGUUAAUAAUCAUAGACUGUAAAAACUGAAGAGAUUCUUUUGGAAGAAGGUUCUAAGAAUUAAAUGUCAUUUCCUUAAUUAUAAUAAGAACCAACUCAAGAAUCAAUGAAAUAAUAAUAGUAAUAGUAACAAUCAAAUAAAAAUUAAAUUACUUAAUUGCUUAUCUUGGGAUUAAAGUCAGGGGAAAUUGUAAUUAUGAAAUAUGGAGAAUUUAAAUCUAUCUAUAGAAAACAAAUUACCAAUGCUGAAAUCACUUAUCUUAAAGUGAAUUAAGCAGCAGGUAAGAUUAUAUUAGGUAGUACAGAGCAUUCUUUUUUUAUAAUGGAUAUUAAAUCUGUUUAAAGUUUGUAAUAAUUCUUAGAUUCUGGGUUUGCCUUUUAGAGAAUCCAAUUACCGGCCAUGGUUUCAUCGUAUGUGUUGGACCCCUUUCACACUCAAGGAAUCUUCGGAUUGGCUAAUGGCAAUAUUUAUCUGAUAUCUUUUACAACAAAAUAAUACUUUCUUCUGAAUGCUUCAAAUUGUGAUUAAAGUGAAAUUGAGAUUAAGCUAUGCAAAUUGGUUGAAGAUAACAUUUUAGUCACAACCUUUAAUCAAGGUAUAGUUAAAUUAUGGAGAAUGGACACGGCUGAAUUGCUCGUUGAGUAUCAAUGGGAAAAGGAAAUAGUUGAGUUUUUCUAUGAUGCUUAAAUCAAAUAGAUAGUAUUUAUAUAGGAAUUCGGUCAAAUAAAGACUAUCCAUGUUGACAGAUUGGAUAUAUAUGAUUAGUACUAUCAUAUAGGAAAAGGAGGACCUGAUAAAAUAAUUUCCUGCGUUUUUGGAAUCUUUGACUCAAUUCCAGGAAAAUUCGUUUUGGAUGAGAGUGGUCAACUCUUUUUUUUGGAGCAUUUGUACAAGAAUCAAGAAUAUAUCAUCAGAUACAUCAAAGCAUUAGAAUUACAAAAUGUCUGUAAAUUGGUAGAACAAUGUGAAAAGAGAGUAAUUUUUGCAAUAGAACAGGAUACUGGUGUAGUUUCAACAUUGUAGAUAGAUUACAAUUCAACCAGAUAAUAUCCAUUUGCGUUUACUCUCUUUGAUUAGGUGAAUUUCUUAACGAAUCCACAUGGCAAUUUAGACACUGAAUAGUCACAAAAAGACACUUAGGCACUUUACUCUUCAGUUGAUGCUUAGACUUAAAUUAUACCUGCACAAGGAUUUGAUAAUGUUUAUUUUGCUAUUCUCAACACUCUACAAUAUCUUUACGGAAGAAAUUACAAUAAGAAGCAGAUCAUCUUACUAGUCAAUCUAAACGAUUUCCCGUUGUAUUUAUCAUUAGAUAACAAUCUCAAAGUUUAUGUUGUCACUCAAAAUGGCUCCAUUGAAGUGGUUUUACCUAAUGAUGCUAUGAAUCAAAAUUAGAUUCAAAUUAGUUAAUUAAAUAGUUAAAUUGAUCAUAUUAUUUGUCAGAAAAGAAAACCCAAUUUUGUUAUCACAAACAAAACUAUCAUGAAUUUUUAUUAAUAUAUCUGA
Paramecium tetraurelia is the source of this 5463-nucleotide messenger RNA. RefSeq lists its product as uncharacterized. Gene Ontology annotation, molecular function: protein binding. Lineage: Eukaryota; Ciliophora; Oligohymenophorea; Peniculida; Parameciidae. The transcript has 4 exons. The record is from RefSeq and is a predicted model, not a curated record.